AUAUUAAAGCAAUUCUGUUAAAACUAGCAAAAAUAAAUAGUUAUUAAAGCAGAGAUUGAUGUUGCUCACCCAUACCAAUGACCAUGGGCAAAAUCUCUUUCACUCACUCAACCUUAAGGACUAACUUUGAGGGGUGUCCCCACCCAAAGGAGGAAUCUUCACACACACUCCAAGAAGGAAUAUGUUGGAAGAACUUAACCAUAUGAAAAUGGACUGGACUUUUACAGUGCAAAGUGGCUGACUGGCAGUCAUAUAUCUCCAGGUCAGCUUAGCAGUUUGUCUGCCAAAUCUUUACCUCACUGUCAAGAUGUUAAUUUGGAGUUGAUGUGUUAGACUGGUGUUAUCAUAAUAAAAUAAACACCAAAACCAGCUUGAUGUGCCCUCUCAGUCCACACUGGACUGAUAGCCUUGUAAAUAGGCCAUUGUCCAAGUUGCUUUACCACAUUCCAGGGCAGAGCAUCCUGCUGAACAUCUCCAGCUAGAUCAGGUUGCUCUGAGCCCCAUCCAGCCUGUCCUUGAACACUUCUAGGGAUGGUGUGUCCAUCUUCUGUUCCAGCAUCUCACCACCUGCACCAUAAAAAAUACCUUCUUUGCAUCUAGUCUAAAUCCAGCCUCUUUUAACAGUUUAAAGCUAUUCCCCCUACCACUACAUGCCCAUGGUAAAAAGUCCCUUUGCAGCUCUCUUGCAGAUCCCUUUAGGUACUAAACGGCUGGUGUAAGGUCUCUCUGCGGGCUGAACAUCCCGAACUCUCCCAGCCUAUCUUCACAGGAGAGACGCUCCAGCCCUCUGAUGAUCUUUGCAUCCUCCUCUGGACUCGCUUUGGUCUUUGCCGUGCCGAGCGCCUCGGAGCCGGACGCAGGUCUCGGGGGCAGAGCAGAGGGGCAGUGCGCUCGCUGCCCUGCCGGACAGGGCGCUCCAGGCGGGUCUCGGAGGCAGAGCAGAGGGGGCAGUGCGCUCGCUGCCCUGCCGGACAGGGCGCUCCAGGCGGGUCUCUGGAGGCAGAGGAGCGGGGGCAGUGCGCUCGCUGCCCUGCCGGGCCCGCACGGCCGCCGGGCGGCAGCAGCGGCCGCGCAGAGGCGGUGCCGCGGAGCCGACGUGUCCCGCCGGGCCGAUGGCCGCCGCCCGCCGCGCCGCGCUCCGCGCACACACAUGUAUUUGAAGAGGCCGGCGGGCGGGCUCGCCUUCUGCCUCUUCUACCUGGCCUCCAGCUUCACCAACAAGUAUGUUCUGUCUGUCCUGCAAUUUACCUACCCUACCCUUUUUCAAGGGUGGCAAACAUUGGUGGGUGGACUUCUGCUUCACAUCUCCUGGAAGCUGGGAUGGGUGGAGAUAAACUUGUGUUCAAGGUCUGAAAUCCUGUCAUGGCUUCCUGCAUCAGUACUUUUUGUGGGCAUUAUUUAUGCUGGCUCCAGGGCACUCUCUAGAUUGCCAAUCCCAGUGUUCCUCACUGUGCACAACGCAGCAGAAGUCAUAACCUGUGGUUUCCAGAAGUUUGUGCAGAAAGAGCAGACCUCUCUUCUGAAAGUCUGUAGUGUGCUGUUCCUCCUGGCAGCAGCAGUGUGCCUUCCUUUGUGUGACACACAGUUUGAUCCAAAUGGAUACUUAUGGGCUCUAAUUCACUUGAUCUGUCUUGGGGCUUACAAAGUAUUUCACAAGUUGUGGAAACCUGGAUCUUUAAGUGAUCUGGACCAACAGUACAUCAACUAUGUAUUCAGUGUAGUGCUGUUGGCCUCUGCAUCCCAUCCAGCAGGUGAUCUCUUCAGUGCCUUGGAUUUUCCAUUCCUGUACUUCUACAGGUUUCAUAGCAGCUGCUGUGCCAGUGGACUGUUGGGAUUCUUUCUGAUGUUGCACACAGUGAAGCUAAAAAGCAGCACAACCUCAGGGCAAUAUGCAGCCUGGAGUUUCCUUGCAAAGGUUAUCACUGCUAGCCUAUCGCCGUUCUUCUUUGUCAUGACUGCCAAUGUACUAACAAUUUCUUGCCUUGUGAUUGGUGGAAUUGGAGAAGCAUUGCUUGUUUACACUGAAAGGACAGGCACAUAAAGAGGAACCAGCUGGAAAAGAGCUAACUUGCAGCCUAGAGACACUACCACAAAAAAAAAAAAAGCUUCAGCAGGAAUGAAGAAGUGCAACCAAACAUGAGGAAAAGGAUCUAUUAUUUUUUUUAAUUAAGAAAAGAACCUAUGCUAUUAAUAGUGCUGGUAAGGGAGCAGUAUAGUUGGCAAAGAUGGUAAGGAGCCUUUGCCUGAAAGCACAAGACAAACUAUACCAGAUUGAUGUGCUAAAGGAAUAACUGCACUGUCUCAUGCUGAUGGCUCUGUGUGAGCACCACUCAGUAGCAGCUUCCUGCACAGGGAACUAAACUCAGGAAAAGCAGCAUUCCCCACUGGAUGCCCCCAGUCUUUUUCUUUUUUUUUUUGUUUGAAGCAGACAGCAGGUCAUACCAAACAAUGUCAGACCCCAGAUCAUGCCAUAAAUGCAGGAUCUGGAAGGAUGGAUUUUGCCUCCAACUGUUCUGUAAGCAGCAAACUGCCACACACAGGUCUCUAGUCAUGUUGUCUGAACUGGCACAGGGACUGAGGCCAAGGGGCUUGUGGAGAUAAUCCCCUUCUGGAACUGUGGCAGUUUGACAGCUUUGCAGAAAGGGAAAAUCAGCAAUAAAUCUCAAUAUCUGUA
This is a messenger RNA of Oenanthe melanoleuca, 2674 nucleotides long. It is a transcript of the gene SLC35D4, whose product is annotated as transmembrane protein 241. The record is from RefSeq and is a predicted model, not a curated record. Gene Ontology annotation, cellular component: Golgi apparatus. Lineage: Eukaryota; Metazoa; Chordata; Aves; Passeriformes; Muscicapidae. Gene Ontology annotation, molecular function: antiporter activity. Bases 791 to 2041 code for a protein of 416 amino acids. The transcript has 15 exons.